Parnassius apollo (apollo) is the source of this 531-nucleotide messenger RNA. The record is from the annotation of a GenBank genome assembly. Lineage: Eukaryota; Metazoa; Arthropoda; Insecta; Lepidoptera; Papilionidae.
AUGACAACGGACACUGCAACUGUUCCUAAUGAACUUGAAGAGGAAAAUGAGGCCGCCGAAUCAACAGAUUCUUCGAUUCCACCAGACACGCUUAAUUCAUGUGAGGCACUCGAUCCAACACCAACGCAAAAUAGGACUAUCCGGCGUCGAAUCAACCCACCAGAAUUACAAAUUGCCAGCAAACAAAUGUCUGAGGCAUUUAACAAUUUAAAUAAAAUGAUUAACAAGCAAGAUGUUGUUGAAGAUGAGUGUGACAUAUUUGGCAAAAUGAUUGCCAAAAAAUUAAAGAAGAUGCCUGAACAAGAAAGGGAAGAAAUAAUGUUCGACAUUCAUGCUUUAUUUCGAAGACCACGUAGUGUUAAAAGAUCAUCUGUUGAUUCAUUACGUUCCCCUACACCAACUUGUAGAAAUUAUCCUAAUGUCACAAUGACUUCUCCCAGGCCAAACUCAUCAUUUUCAGAGCCUCACAACUCAUUUGUAGCAUUUUCCGAUGGAACUGACGGAAGACAAUACAUGUUACAUAUCCCGUAA